Molecule: messenger RNA, 3393 nt
Organism: Myotis myotis
Lineage: Eukaryota; Metazoa; Chordata; Mammalia; Chiroptera; Vespertilionidae
Product: general transcription factor II-I repeat domain-containing protein 2
Exons: 16
Coding region: 457-3312 (951 amino acids)
Cellular component (GO): nucleus
Molecular function (GO): nucleic acid binding
Source: RefSeq, a predicted model, not a curated record
CCACCCCUGCCGGAACUAGGAGCGUGCAGCAGAACUGGAUUCGGCGGCACCGGAAACGGCAACUCCCACUUGGGGCUCUGCAGACGGAGUUGAGGCUGCCUUCCAGGAAGCCAAAAAAAAAAAAGGGAGAAAGAGAAAAAGGAGGGAUAGCGGGGAACAGGCCCGCGCCCGCCGCCCACGCGCCGCGCCCCCACGUCUUCGCCUUCCCGGCUGCUGCCCUCGGCCUCUGGCCGCUCCCUGGUGGCCCAGCCCUCGGACGCCGCGGCCCGCCGGCCACUGCCCGCCGCUGGGGACCUCAGGGAUCAUGGCCCAAGUAGCAGUGUCUUCCCUGCCCAUGGAAAAUGAGGCCUCCUCAGAGAGCAGGAUGGAGGUGACGUUCCUCAUGUCUGCUCUGGAGUCCUUGCUUUCCAGAUCUGACAUUUUAAUGAAGGCACCUGUGUUACCUUGUUCGAGAAUAUGUCUUGUCUGAAUUCAAAGUGCAAAGAACUGGCCAAGUCCAGGGUGGAAGUGGCCUGCAUCGCAAUGUAUGAAGCAGAAGUGUUUGUCGUUGGAACUGAGAAAGGACGAGCUUUUGCCAGUGCCAGAAUGGACUUGCAGAUGGAUUUUGCAAAAUACUGCGCUGCAGAAGGCCUGCCUGAGACCAAACCCCUGAGCCCUGGGAAAGGGAUGCAGCUCAACUCGGGAGAAACGGAAAUACUCAGGAAAGCAGUGGAGGACUACUUCUGCUUGUGUUAUGGAAAAGCCUUAGGAACCAUAGCAAUGGUGCCUGUUCCGUAUGAGAAGAUGCUGCGAGAUCAGUCGGCUGUGGGAGUUGAGGGGCUUCCAGAAGGUGUUGCCUUUCAGCACCCGGAGAACUAUGAUCUUGAAACUCUGAAGUGGAUUUUGGAGAACAAAGCCGGGAUUUCAUUCACCAUAAACAGACCUUUCCUAGGCCCGGCAGGUCCCCAAGGUGGGCCUGGGGUGGUAACAGAUGCUGAGAGAGCAAUGUCACUGUCAAGUGAAAGUGGUGGCCCCAUCCAUGUGAAAAUGGAACCCAUGGAAGAUUCCGGCAUUUCUCUGAAAGCAGCAGCUGCGUCAGUCAAGAAAGAAUCAGAGGAUCCUAAUUACUAUCAGUAUAAUAUGCAAGAAAGCCAUCAUUCUUCUGCGAUCAAGGAAGUAAUAGAAAUGCAAUUGCCAAUGGAAGGAAACACAAAUCCAUCCAAUACUACAAGUUCUGCAGCAGGUGUUGAAGAUCUUAACAUCGUUCAGGUUACAAUUCCAGAUAAUGAGAAGGAGAGGUUAUCAAGCAUGGAAAAGAUAAAACAACUAAGAGAACAAGUUAAUGACCUCUUUAGUCGAAAAUUUGGGGAAGCCAUUGGAGUGGAUUUCCCCGUGAAAGUUCCUUACAGAAAGAUCACAUUCAACCCUGGCUGCGUGGUCAUCGACGGCAUGCCCCCCGGGGUGGUGUUCAAAGCCCCCGGCUACCUGGAAAUCAGCUCCCUGAGGAGGAUCUUGGAUGCUGCAGAAUUUAUCAAAUUCACAGUCAUCAGACCACUUCCAGGCCUCGAGUUUAACAAUGUUAUUUUGCAAAACUUCGGUUUUUCAACCAUGGAUCUGAAGAAAGUAAGUGCGAAAGACAGUGCUGAGAAGAAGAAGCGGAUGAUGUGCAUUGAAUUAAAGAAAGAAAUUAUCGCAAAACAUGACCAAGGUGUGCGUGUAAUCGACUUGGCGAAGCAGUACGAGCGUAGCACUUCUACGAUCUGCACCAUACUGAAGCAGAAGGAGUCGAUACAGGCUACAACUCCAGCCAAGGGCGUUAAAAUAAUUUCUAAACAGCGGACAUCUACCCAUGAAAAUAUGGAGAAGCUGCUAAUGGUGUGGUUAACGGAGAAGCAGCUCGCAGGAGAGACCGUGACGAAGGCUGUAAUCUGCGAGAAGGCACGAGCUAUUUACGCUGAUUUGCUGCAGCAGACCCCAGGCACUUCAGUGGACGAGGCACCGGGCGAGCCGUUUAAAGCCAGUCGGGGCUGGUUCGAAAAUUUUAAAAAGAGGACCGGCAUCCACUCCGUUGUCAGACAUGGUGAGGCAGCGAGCGCGGAUAUAAAGGCAGGUGAGGAUCACCUCAAAACGUUUGCUGAAAUUAUAGCAGCAGAAGGAUACAUCCCCCAGCAAGUCUUCAACUGUGACGAGACAGGACUCUUCUGGAAGAGGAUGCCAAGGAGAACUUAUAUAACGGCAGAAGAGAAGAGGCUGCCAGGCCACAAACCCAUGAAGGAUAGGCUAACCCUCGCACUGUGUGCCAAUGCAAGCGGCGACUGCAAGAUUAAGCCCCUGCUUGUUUAUCAUUCAGAAAACCCCAGAGCCUUUAAGUCACAUAAGAUCCUGAAAGAAAAACUGCAGGUUAUGUGGAGGGCAAACCCGAGGGCAUGGGUCACCAGGCAGAUCUUUGUGGAGUGGGUGAAUUUGGUCUUUGGUCCUGGAGUUAAGAAAUAUCUCCAGGAAAAUAACCUACCCCUGCAAGCUCUUCUUGUCCUGGACAAUGCACCUGCCCAUCCACCUAACCUUGAAGAUGACAUCCUCGAAGAGUUCAAGUUUAUAAAGGUGCUCUACCUUCCACCUAACAUCACCCCUAUCCUGCAGCCAAUGGAACAGCAGGUGAUUUCUGAUUUCAAGAAGCUCUUCACCAAGCACCUGUUCCGCCACUGCUUUGAGGUGACGGAGAGCACAAACCUCACCCUUCGAGAGUUCUGGAAGGACCACUAUAACAUCGUGACCUGCCUCAGAAUUAUCGAUAUGGCCUGGCAGGGUGUUACAAAGAGGACCUUGACUUCUGCGUGGAAGAAGCUGUGGCCUGAGGUAGUGUCUGAAACGGAUUUCGAAAGACUCGAACCCGCAGCGGCAGUGGUGGAGGAGAUUGUAUCCCUCGGCAGGUCCAUGGGCCUGGACGUGGAUGAAGGUGACAUCAACGAGCUCAUCGAGGAGCACUCCGAGGAACUGACGACGCAGGAGCUAAAGGAGCUACACGCGCAGCAGCACACGGAGGUUUUGCAGGAAAUAGAUGACACGGAGGAGGAGGAGGAGGUUAUCUCUGUGAGUGAGAUAAAGGAGAUGUUGGGAGUGUGGGAGAAACUUUCAGACUUUAUUCAAAAGAAACACCUAGAAAAAAUUGCAACUGGGCGUGCGAUGGAGCUAUUUAAUGACACUUGCCUAACUCAUUUCAGAAAUAUUCUGAAAGGGAGGAUGAGACAGAUCUCAUUGGACAGAUUUUUAUCGAAAACCCCUGUAGAUGAAAGAGAAGAAAGCAUGGCGAAAAGGGCAAAAAUCAGCAAAUAAGAUUCAGUUAUUCAAUUAUUCAGUUCAGCCUUUCUCCUCCAACUCCAUCAGCAUCUUUAAGUCGUUUGAUCUCCAAGGUAA